AUGUCGAAUUUAUCGAAGUUUGAGUUUGUGGCACUUGACAUCUUCGAAAAAAAUUACUUGUCAUGGGUUCUCGACGCUGAAAUUCACCUAGCUACUAAGGGUCUUAGUGCUACUAUUACCCCAAAUAAUGCAGCAUCGAGUCAGGACAAGACCAAGGCUAUAAUUUUCCUUCGUCAUCAUUUGGAUGAAGGAUUGAAGGUUGAAUACCUGAUAAUAAAAGAUCCACUUGAAUUGUGGACUAAUUUAAAUGGAAGGAUUGUUUCCCAAUUGAAUUAUCAACAAUACCAUGAAAAAGGAUUUCAGAAGUAUUCUGAGUUGAUCUCAUGUCUUCUGGUGGCUGAGCAACAUAAUGUCCAUUUGAUGAAAAACCAUGAAGCUCGUCCCACUGGAGCUGCUCCAUUACCGAAAGCAAAUGGGGCACAAGCACAUGGACAGCCUGAAAGACGGAAAGAUCGAGGUCAUAAUAAUAUUCAUGGAAGUGAAAAUGAAAGGAGACGAUAUAAUAAUCAUCGUGGUGGUGGUAACCACAAAAUAGAGAACCAAAUGGGUCCUCAAAACAAUCCUUCAAGAGUAAAUUGUCAUUAUUGUGACAUGAAAGACCAUUGGAAGGAUGAAUUUCGGGCACCUAAGCAUUUUGCUAGUAUCAAGAAUCUUUCAAAAGAAAGAGAAAUGAAGGUGGGACCUCUUCAAAUGACCGAAUGA
This is a messenger RNA of Capsicum annuum, 702 nucleotides long. RefSeq lists its product as uncharacterized. Lineage: Eukaryota; Viridiplantae; Streptophyta; Magnoliopsida; Solanales; Solanaceae. Bases 1 to 702 code for a protein of 233 amino acids. The transcript is spliced from 3 exons. The record is from RefSeq and is a predicted model, not a curated record.